CACCUGUUCACAUUGCCACCUUUGGAUGAUGUUUGCCGGUGACGCGAACGUGGCAGGUCUCCAUCACAGAACUACACAGCUUUAAUUUUUCACACCACAACAAGUUGGGUUCGUGUCUGCGGUGGAGUCUUGACUCUGAGAAGAUGAUAGAUUUGAAGAAGGAGUGGAGCAUCUCGUUUGCAGGAUGCGGUUUCAUGGGGAUUUAUUAUGUCGGUGCCACCAGUUGCAUCCUUGAGCGGUUCCCUCGCUUCAUACAGGACGCCUCUAAAAUCUACGGAGCCUCUGCAGGUUCUCUGAUGGCCACUGUUCUUAGUGUUGGAAUCCCCAUCGAGAAAUGCUGUGCUGAUUUGAUGUCCAUGGCCAAAGAGGCCAGGAAGCACAAACUGGGGCCGCUGCAUCCAGCCUUUAACCUGCUGCAGAUUGUGAGGGACUCGAUGCAGGCGAGCCUUCCAGAAGACGCUCACGUUCGAGCCUCUGGGAAGCUGUGUGUGUCCCUGACCAGAGUGUCCGACAGGAAGAACGUGCUAGUGUCGCAGUUUGACAGCAGAGAUGAGCUCAUUGAGGCCCUUAUAUGCAGCUGUUUUGUGCCUUUCUACUGUGGUGUGAUUCCACCCACUUACCGCGGAGUGCGGUAUGUGGACGGUGCCGUCAGUGACAACCUGCCUCGAUGCCACCUGAAACACACGAUCACGGUCUCUGCAUACGCCGGCGAAAGCGAUCUCUGCCCUCGAACGAGCUCACUCAACUUCCACGAGGUGCGCUUCAACAAUGUGAGCAUCCAGGUCAACUCAGAGAACAUGUACAGAGUGACCAGCACCUUCUUCCCCCCAGAGCCGCAGGCAAUGGCUGAAAUCUGCCACAACGGCUACGUAGAUGCGCUCCGCUUCCUGCAAGAGAACAAUCUCAUCAGCAGUGAGUGCCCCAUGAGAAGUCUGGCGAUAGACGGACCCAAACAGGCCUGUUGUGAGCUGGCGAGGGAGUCGGGUGAAGAUCAAGAGUCCGAUGAGAGCACACAGAAGAAUGAACUGACGCCACCUGAGGAUGAGCACUGGUGGCUGGAUCCACAGCUCAUAGAGAAGCUCCCAGUGAACGUUAAAAAAGUGUUGUGUGAGGCCUGUAGAGAGACUCCGAGUGCUGGAGGUCUGUUGUCUCACAUGACGGGGUACCUGCCAAAGAUUCCCCAACUUCGGCCUGUGGAGUCGGCUCGCUCUCUAGCCCAGAGACUUGUGAACUGGGUCCCGGACGUACCAACGAACAUGAGUUGGCUGUAUGGCCUGGCUGGAGGCAUAUAUAACCAAGCUGGGAAGAGUGACGACGAAGAAUAUGACCGUGAGACUCCACUGCGCAGAAGUACAAGUCUACCAUCAGUCCUGGACCUGUGGAAUCAUAAUGAAGGGGACUUAAACGCUCUCCCAUUGACCCCAGAGGCUACACCCACCUCCAGUCUUGCCUUCACCUGGGACACACAUGGUGCGAUUGACUACAAGUCCCUGACUCCACCCUCUACACCCACCUUAAGCCCCACCGCUGGGUUCAGUGAGGCUGUUGCAGAGUCACCAAAAGGUGCAGGUAGCAGCUGGGGUUUGGGCAGAGCUGUGGGGUGGAUCAGAAAUAUUGCAUCCGAGCGAACUUCAAACUACAUCAGAACAGCAGAUUCAAAGUCUUCUGCAGCGUCCAGCUCCAAAUAGAUUUAAUAUUUGCACUGAAAGAGAAGAAGAAAAAGUCAAGUGUUGAAUAAAGGAAUACAAAAAUG
Messenger RNA from Acanthopagrus latus (yellowfin seabream), 1753 nucleotides. RefSeq names its product patatin-like phospholipase domain-containing protein 2. The coding region runs from base 144 to 1688 and encodes 514 amino acids. NCBI's taxonomy places the organism in Eukaryota, Metazoa, Chordata, Actinopteri, Spariformes, Sparidae. The transcript has 9 exons. Gene Ontology annotation, biological process: positive regulation of triglyceride catabolic process; lipid homeostasis; triglyceride catabolic process. The record is from RefSeq and is a predicted model, not a curated record. Gene Ontology annotation, molecular function: triacylglycerol lipase activity. Gene Ontology annotation, cellular component: cytoplasm; lipid droplet; membrane.